Molecule: messenger RNA, 5565 nt
Organism: Oryctolagus cuniculus (rabbit)
Lineage: Eukaryota; Metazoa; Chordata; Mammalia; Lagomorpha; Leporidae
Product: heterogeneous nuclear ribonucleoprotein F-like
Molecular function (GO): RNA binding
Source: RefSeq, a predicted model, not a curated record
CAUAUUUUCAGAAUAAUCUUAAGCCUUCUGAUAAUUCACUGUUUUCAGUAAUAUAUUUUUACUUGUUCUCAAUAUUUAUAAGAUUUUGCUUUCUAAGAGUUUCAACAGGAGGAUUGCACCACAUCUUCCUGAAGAAGGUUAAGAACAAAAAGAUGCACCUGGAGUUUGCCUGGAGCCCUCUGCGCGUCUAAGCUCGGGUGGGAUCUGGGGUCCUUCGCUGGAAGCUGCUCUUGCUGAAUGCAAAUAGAAACCAGGCCAGCUCUCCUCAGUGGACAGUUGGUUACCUACCAGAGGUGUCUCCUACUGAAGGUAUCCUUGGUGAUACUCUAAGCCAUAAAAAGACAACUUGCACCCAAGUUUGUCUGACAUGUACCCUGUCAAGUGUCCAUGAUGCUGGGUCCCGAGGGAGGUGAAGGCUUUGUGGUCAAGCUCCAUGGCCUGCCCUGGUCCUGCUCUAUUGAGGACAUGCAGAACUUUCUGUCCGACUGCACAAUUCAUGAUGGGGCUGCAGGCGUUCAUUUUAUCUACACUAGAGAAGGCAGGCAGAGUGGUGAGGCAUUUGUUGAACUUGAAUCAGAAGAUGAUGUCAAAAUGGCCCUGCAAAAAGACAGGGAAAGCAUGGGGCACCGGUACAUUGAGGUGUUCAAGUCUCACAGAACCGAGAUGGAUUGGGUGUUGAAGCACAGCGGUCCAAACAACGCUGACACCGCUAAUGAUGGCUUCGUGCAGCUUCAAGGACUCCCGUUUGGAUGCACAAAGGAAGAAAUUGUUUAGUUUUUCUCAGGGUUGGAAAUCGUGCCAAACGGGAUCACUUUGCCUGUGGACCCCGAGGGCAAGAUUACAGGGGAGGCCUUCAUGCAGUUUGCCUCUCAGGAGCUAGCAGAGAAGGCGCUAGAGAAGCACAAGGAGAGAAUAGGGCACAGAUAUAUUGAGGUAUUUAAGAGCAGUCAGGAAGAAGUGAGGUCAUACUCAGAUCCUCCUCUGAAGUUCAUGUCUGUUCAGCGACCCGGGCCCUAUGACAGGCCUGGCACAGCCUGGAGGUAUAUUGGCAUUGUGAAGCAGGCAGGCUUGGAGAGAAUGCGGCCUGGCGCCUACAGCACUGGCUAUGGAGGCUAUGAGGAGUACAGUGGCCUCAGCGAUGGCUACGGCUUCACCACUGAUCUGUUCAGAAGAGACCUCAGCUACUGCCUCUCAGGAAUGUAUGACCACAGAUACGGAGAUAGCGAGUUCACAGUGCAGAGCACCACCAGCCACUGCGUCCACAUGAGAGGGCUGCCAUACAAAGCGACUGAGAACGACAUCUACAACUUCUCUCCACUUAACCCGGUGAGAGUCCAUAUUGAGAUCUGCCCAGAUGGAAGAGUGACGGGCGAACCUGAUGUGGAGUUUGCCACCCACGAAGAAGCUGUGGCAGUGAUGUCGAAAGAUAGGGCCAAUAUGCAGCACAGAUACAUAGAACUCUUCUUGAAUUCCACAACAGGGGCCAGCAACGGGGCCUACAGCAGCCAGGUGAUGCAGGGCAUGGGGGUGUCCGCAGCUCAGGCCACCUACGGUGGCCUGGAGAGCCAGUCAGUGAGCGGUUGUUACAGCGCUGGCCAUAGUGGUCAGAAUAGCAUGGGUGGAUAUGAUUAGUUUUGUAGAAGCAUUUGAGUUAAUUUCAAUCAAAUUUUCAGAGGCAGCCAGCAAGCCGUGAAAAAGCAGUUAUUACCCUAGAGGAAGCUGUGGAACCCAUUUUGCACCAUGAGUUUGUGAAAUCUGGAUUAAAAAUUACCUCUUCAGUGUUUUCUCAUGCAAACUUUUCUUCUAGCAUGUGAUAUUGAGUAAACUAAAACUAUUUUCUGCUUUUCUCGAUUAACAUUUUAGUAGUAUCCUUCUGAGUGAUGUUAUCUGAGUUAAAGUAGUUUAAGUAUGUUAAAUAGUGGAUCUUUUACACCACACCACAGUGGACACCUUGGGGAGAUGUACUUUUGUGGAAAACUCAAAGGUGCUAGAUCCCUAAUUCAAAGAGAAACAUUUCUCAUGUUUGUUCAUUCUAGUUUUUAUUUUCAUUUAAAUCUUUUAGGUUAAGUUUUAAGCUUUUUAAAAGUUAGUUUUGAGAAUUGAAACACAAUGCUAAUACUGUUGGAAUUGGUGAGGCCUUGACUUAAAACUUUCUUUGUGCUGUGAUUUCCUUUGGGGUGUAUUUUGCUAAGUGAAACUUGUUAAAUUUUUUGUUAAUUAAUUUUUUUUCUUAAAAUAAAGACUUUUUCACAAUAAAAAAAAAGAGUUUCAACAGAAUAUUUGUGUCAUGUUUUAUUUAUUACUAUUCAGGUAAAUGGUGACAUAUAUCAUUGAUUUAUGUUUCCUGGAAAAGAUUUCAUUUGUUUUCCCCUUUUAAUGCAUGAUGGACUGUUUUUAGCACCUUACCUGACAUUGGUUUUGCACACCUCAUUCCUUUUUUUUUUUUAAGUUUUCUUUAUUUAAAAAUCAGAGCUAUAGGGAUGGGAGGUAGGAGGGGAAGGAAGAAGGGAGGGAGAGGAGAGAGAGAGAAAGGGAGAAAAAGAGAGAGGAAGAGAGAAGGGAGAGAGAUAGAGGAAAGAAGGAAAGAAGGAAAGGAAGGAAGGAAGGAAGGAAGGAAGGAAGGAAAGAAGGAAGGAAAGAAGGAAGGAAGGAAGGUAGGAAGGAAGGAAAGAAAGAAGGAAGGAAAGAAGGAAGGAAGGAAGGAAGGAAGGAAGGAAGGAAGGAAGGAAGGAAGGAAGGGAGGGAGAGACCAUCCAUCUGCUGUUUCACUUCUCAGAUGGCUGCAACAGCUAAUUCAGAUCCAGGUUGAAGGCUAAGAAUUUCAUCUAGUUCUCCCACAAGGAUGGCAAGGGUCUAAACCCUUAGGCCACCUUCCACUCCUUUUCUCGGGUCAUUAGCAGAGAGUUAGAUCAGAUGUGGGACAUCUGCCCAUACAGGAUGCUGGCAUCACAGGUAGUGUCUUUGACUUAUUAAACCAUAAAGUUAGCCUCCACUCUUGUUAACAAAUUGUUUAUUUUUCUCACAAAUUGUUUAUUUUUCUCACAGUGAUCACAAUAUUAUUUUACUGCAUUUGCAUACCUUUAUCAUUCUAGUUUAUACCUUAGCAUUAUACGUAUUACCUUUGUGUGUCAUAGUAUCUAGAAACCAGAGCAUUCCAUGCUAUCUUGUUCAUUGUGAUUUUAUCAAUGCUGUGAAGUUAUAACUACCUCACAACCUUUAUGUACACAUUUUUUUCAGAUCAAUUUAAUGUGAUACCUGGCUGUUAACUCUUUAUAGGAAGCAUUUUGCAGAUAUUGCUGAUAUUUUGGGGGAUCAAAAUGUACCUCUUAUUAUUGAAAGUAACAUAGUUCUACAUAGUCAAGGCUUUUAGUUUUUUAAAGAUUUAUUUUAAGGGCAGAGUGGAAAAGAAAGAUGGAGGAGGGAAAUUCCAUGUAUUUGUGCACUCAUCUAAUUGCCACAGCAACUGGGACUGAGCCAGGCCUAAGCCAGGAGCCAGAAACCCCAUCUGGAGCUUUGAUGUGGAUGGCAGGAAAUGGAUUAUUUAGGCCAUAAUCUUAUGCCUCCAAGGUACAUUAGCAGAAAGCUGGAUCAGUAAUGCAGAAUAGAUUGUACUUCUACCAGGCAUCACAGUGAUUGAUAAGAGCAAGCCCAUUGGCUUAAUCCACUGUACCAUAACAUCAUCCCCCAGACAUGCUUAUUUUACUUAUGUAAAAUGGUAUGAUCUUUGGUAUAAAUAUGUUGGAUUUUCUAGCAUUCAUUUUUAAUGCAACAGUAACAAUCUGUGCUUCUGUAACUGUAUUAGAUUAUUUUUAUUUCUCCUCCCAAGUUAUUUUUCUUACAUUGAUAAUAAUUUGCUUUUCAUAAUUGCAUGACUUUUUAAAUUAUAGCUAUUAUCGGGGCUGGUGCUGUGGCUCACUUGGUUAAUCCUCCUCCUGCAGCUCCAGCAUCCCAUAUGGGUGCUGGUUCUAGUCACGGUUGCUUCUCUUCCAAUCCAGCUUUCUGCUGUGGCCUGGGAGGGCAGUGGAGGAUGGCCUAAGUGGUUAGGCCCCUGAACCCAUGAGAGACCAGGAGGAAGUACCUGGCUCCUGGCUUCAGAUUGGUGCAGCACCAGAUUUAGCAGCCAUUUGGGGAGUGAACAGAAGGAAGACCUUUCUUUCUGUCUCUCUCUGUAACUCUACCUGUCAAAUAAAUUGUAAAAAUUAUAUCUAUUAUCAGUACAUAUUUUAAUGUCUUAAUCUGAGCAAGCCCAACACUAUGUGUUUAGCUUGGUUAGCAUUUUGUGAAGUCAUCAAAACACUCAAAUUCUGUAGGUUUCGUUAACUCUCACGUACAUAGUUUCUCACAGAUAUGUUAGUUCUAAAUUUUGCCUUUGAUUUUUAAAACUUCCACACUGUAAUUCAAGAUGUGUGAACCUUUCCUUUCAUAUAUUAUAGAACAUGACAUGAUCUGUGUUAUUUAAAUUUUGGGAUUUUUUCAUAAUUUCUGAUAUUGAUAUAAUUGUGUUGAACUAUUUAUCAGAAAGUUCCCUAUGUUUACUUUUCACACCAUUAUUUCCCCUUUCAAAUUACACAUUACUUCACACAGUAACCAUAACAUAUCUUAUUUCAUAGUGUGUGUUCAUUUUUACUUGUGUCCGUAAUCACAACAUGUUUUUAUAACACAUUCAUCACUUUUAUUUUUACUUUACUUUUUUAACCUGUUGUUAUAACCUGUGUAUCACUAACAUUCUAGUAAGCCAGUGGUGAUACAGUGACUUUGUUUCAGACUUGCUUUGCAUUUUCAUUGCUCGAAGCUCUGUGAGUCCUCCUGGGAAAUUCAUGUGUAUACAGGAGUCCUAGGCCAGGUGUAUUUACUCUUCCUUUCUAAUUGACACAUUUUUACCUUUUCCAGAUUUUUAUCAUUGGAAUAUGAAUUUUCCAUCAUACAUUCCAGACACUGCUAUAUUUCCUGUAAUAUACCAUGUAACAUGGAAAGAUCUCAUGAUGAUUUUAGGUACUCCAUUUAAAUUUUUUUUUUUUACUUUUUUAUUUUAAAGAUAGAUUUAGAUACAUACAGACAGAGGGAGAGACAGAGGGAAAGAUCUUUCAUCUACUAGUUCACUCCCCAGGUCUUCACUAUGGCUGGAGCAGAGCCUAUUCAAAGCCAAUAGCAAAGAACUUCUCUAGGUCCCCCAAACAGGUUCAGGGGCUUAUGUUCUUGGCCCAUUCUCUCCACUGCUUUCCCAGGCCAUAACAGAAAGCUGGAUUAGAAGACUAGCAGCCAGGACAUGAACUAGGACACAUCUGGGAUGCUAGCACCACUGGCAGAGGCCUAGCCUACUACACUUCAGCACCAGGCCCUAAGAAAUACAUUAAACAUUGUUGUAACAGACACUUUUUCACCAAAUACCUUUAUGCUUGCUAAUUAAUUUUUUUAACUUUUAUUUAAUGAAUAUAAAUUUCCAAAGUACAGCUUAUGGAUUAAAAUGGCUGCCCCCCGAUAACGUCCCUCCCACCCGCAACCCUCCCCUUUCCCACUCCCUCUCCCCUUCCAUUCACAUCAGGAUUCAUUUUUGAUUCUCUUUAU